This is a messenger RNA of Sciurus carolinensis (gray squirrel), 1724 nucleotides long. RefSeq names its product transmembrane protein 39B (gene Tmem39b). Lineage: Eukaryota; Metazoa; Chordata; Mammalia; Rodentia; Sciuridae. Bases 121 to 1599 code for a protein of 492 amino acids. The record is from RefSeq and is a predicted model, not a curated record. The transcript is spliced from 9 exons. Gene Ontology annotation, cellular component: membrane.
AGCGCGCGGCUGAUACCCGGGACUAGGCUGCGGCGGUUAGUCCUCUCCCGGCCGCCGUCCUCUCCGACAUAUUGCCCGCAGGAGCUGCGGCGGCGAAGCGGAGAGCGCCGGGGGGAGGAGAUGGGAGGACGAAGAGGUCCCAACAGGACAUCUUACUGUCGAAAUCCGCUCUGUGAACCAGGAUCCUCAGGGGGCUCUGGUGGGGGCCACACUUCCAGUGCAUCAGUGACCAGUGUCCGUUCUCGCACCAGGAGCAGUUCUGGAACAGGCCUCUCCAGCCCUCCUCUGGCCACUCAGACAGUUGUGCCUCUGCAACACUGCAAGAUCCCCGAGCUGCCAGUACAGGCCAGCAUUCUGUUUGAGUUACAGCUUUUCUUCUGCCAGCUCAUAGCUCUCUUCGUUCACUACAUCAACAUCUACAAGACAGUGUGGUGGUAUCCGCCCUCUCACCCACCCUCCCAUACCUCCCUGAACUUCCACCUGAUCGACUUCAACUUGCUGAUGGUGACCACCAUUGUUCUGGGCCGCCGCUUCAUUGGGUCCAUCGUGAAGGAGGCUUCUCAGAGGGGGAAGGUCUCCCUCUUUCGCUCCAUCCUGCUGUUCCUCACCCGCUUCACCGUUCUCACGGCAACAGGCUGGAGUCUGUGCCGAUCCCUCAUCCACCUCUUCAGGACCUACUCCUUCCUGAACCUCCUGUUCCUCUGCUAUCCGUUUGGGAUGUACAUUCCGUUCCUACAGCUGAACUGUGAUCUGCGCAAGACAAACCUCUUCAGCCACAUGGCCUCCGUGGGGCCCCGGGAGGCAGUCAGUGGCCUGGCAAGAAGUCGGGACUACCUGCUGACACUUCGGGAGACAUGGAAGCAGCACACACGACAGCUGUAUGGCCCGGAAGCCAUGCCCACCCAUGCCUGCUGCCUGUCUCCCAGCCUCAUCCGUAGUGAAGUGGAGUUCCUUAAGAUGGACUUCAAUUGGCGCAUGAAGGAAGUGCUUGUCAGCUCCAUGCUGAGUGCCUAUUAUGUGGCCUUUGUGCCUGUCUGGUUUGUGAAGAACACACAUUACUAUGACAAGCGUUGGUCCUGUGAGCUCUUCCUGCUAGUGUCCAUCAGCACCUCAGUGAUCCUCAUGCAGCACCUGCUUCCUGCCAGUUACUGCGACCUGCUGCACAAGGCUGCUGCCCAUUUGGGCUGCUGGCAGAAGGUGGACCCUGCACUAUGCUCCAACGUGCUACAGCACCCGUGGACUGAAGAAUGCAUGUGGCCGCAGGGUGUACUGGUGAAGCACAGCAAGAAUGUCUACAAGGCAGUGGGCCACUACAAUGUGGCUAUCCCCUCUGAUGUCUCCCACUUCCGGUUCCAUUUCUUUUUCAGCAAACCCCUGCGGAUCCUCAACAUCCUCCUCCUGCUGGAGGGUGCUGUCAUUGUCUACCAGCUCUACUCUUUAAUGUCCUCUGAAAAGUGGCACCAGACCAUCUCACUGGCCCUCAUCCUCUUCAGCAACUACUAUGCCUUCUUCAAGCUGCUGCGUGACCGCCUCGUGUUGGGCAAGGCCUACUCAUACUCAGCCAGCCCCCAGAGAGACCUGGAUCACCGGUUCUCCUGAGCCUCAGGGUAACCCCAGGGACAGCAUCCAGGCUUCAGCCAGGGGCUCCCUGGAAAGUAGCUGUUGGGGAGGGUUGAGUGUGGGGUUUGAACAAAAAAAAAAAAAAAAAAAAAAAAAAAAAAAAA